This is a messenger RNA of Dentiscutata erythropus, 432 nucleotides long. Lineage: Eukaryota; Fungi; Glomeromycota; Glomeromycetes; Diversisporales; Gigasporaceae. The record is from the annotation of a GenBank genome assembly.
GCACUUACCGCAGAACGGGAAGCUGAAUUAAGAGAAGUUUUUUCUAAACUUGAUAAAGAUAAUGAUGGUCAUAUUACUGCAAAUGAACUUGGUACUGUUAUAAAAUCUCUCGGUUAUAAUCCCACUGAAGAUGAAUUAAAAAGAAUGGUUAGCAAUGUUGAUUCCGAUAAGGAUGGUAAAAUUAACUUUAAUGAAUUCGCAACUAUGAUGGCCCAUAGUUCGAAUGAUUCUGAUGAUGAUCUAAGGGAGGCUUUUAAGGUUUAUGAUAAAGAUGGUAAUGGAUACAUUACCCCUGCUGAGUUAAAAAGCGUAAUGAACAGUCUUGGAGAAAGGAUUACUGAUGAAGAAGUUGAUGCAAUGAUCCGUGAAGCCGAUACCGAUGGUGAUGGAAGAGUUAAUUAUGAAGAGUUUAUCAAGAUGAUGAAAUCCUAA